AUAUUGUGAAAAAUAAUGCUAACAUCUUUGAAAAAAAUUUUUAAAUGGAGCCCGACAAAAAAUUUGGAUUCUAAAAAAACCCAGACUUCACUUUUACUGGCAGCGUUUAUUGGACUUCUUGAGGAUAUUUUAUUUUGGAAAAAAAUGUGGCUCUCUUUGUCUUGUAUUUUCUUUUUGAAUGUAAUAUUUUUUGUAUGCAUUCAUCAUCAGAUCAACUUUUUAGAAUUUAUUUUUGGAUUUUGUGCUACUAUUUUGUGUGUUGAUGCAUUCGAAGUUUGGCUCAAGUAUAAACACAGGACCAAUUGCUUGAAGAAGCUGGCAAGUCAUGAUAGUACUAAAUUUAAUAAAGUGGCAUUAAAAAUAAAGGAGUUAAUAAGAUAUAAGUGGAUGGAAUUUAUUCAACUUCGACAGUAUAAUCACACCAAGGCAUACCUACUAGUCAACAUUGUUUUUGGAACAAUUUUGCUGCUUGGAAAGUUCAUAAGUGGAUAUAUAUUUCUCUAUUUGCUCUGUAUGUCACUAUGCCUUAUGUAUAAGUUGGCUCCACCUGUGCUCCGAAUUAUUAAAAAGAUUCAACAAAAUGCAGAAUCUGAUGGAGAAUUGGAGGGUCUCAUUCCUGAGGAAUCUGAAGUAAACAUCAGAUUGCUAUCCAUAGAACCUGAGCAGCCUGUGGCAGAUGAGAAGCAAAGCUUGGAUUUCUGGAAGCCAGAUGAUUUGCCCAUAGAAGAAAUAAGUGAUGAUAGUUCAGAGCACAGUACUUCCCUUGUUACCAAUUUAUCAAUGGAGAAGAUGCGUACUCUCAAUAAAGAUGUUGAAACAUCAGACUCCAGUGAAGACGAGUACAUACCAAUAGAUCAGCAAAAGGAACAAUUGCAGUCAACUUUGGAAGUUAAUCAGCCUUCAACUACUUGGGGAAGUUCUGCUUACAACGCCCUUUUCAACAUCACUGGGGCUGUAGCUAAUAUGAUGUCUAAUGCACCAGAGGAUAAAACUAAAAGGAAGAGAGUAUCAAGCAUUGAUUCCUCAGACGGUUUUGAAAUUAUCGAUAAAAAUGACUUAAACUAGGAGCAUAUCGAAAAACAGUAACGCAUUAUUUAUAGUAUUUAUUGGUUUUACCUUAAACCUAUAGUAACAUUUUUAUUGUGCUAUAAUUUUUAUUACAUAAAAAAACCUAAACAUUGCAAGACAUGUUCUCCAUUUUGGCCAUGAGUUCCUGGUGUCGUUUCUUGAGCGCUCGUAAGCGCACGCCGUUGAGAGCAUUGCGAGCUACUAGCGCCUCCAACAUCGGCCUGGACAUCUGAAAGGUUAUUGUUAUAUCAUCUCAGUGUUGUAUUGCUAAACUUGUAUAAGCCGGGUCAUAUUAAAGAAUAGAAUGAAUUUCAUGGUGCAAAAAUAAACCACCUUUUCA
This is a messenger RNA of Hyposmocoma kahamanoa, 1408 nucleotides long. RefSeq lists its product as uncharacterized. The transcript has 6 exons. The record is from RefSeq and is a predicted model, not a curated record. NCBI's taxonomy places the organism in Eukaryota, Metazoa, Arthropoda, Insecta, Lepidoptera, Cosmopterigidae. The coding region runs from base 16 to 1065 and encodes 349 amino acids.